AUGAGUUUAGAUGUUGGUGCUGCAAUAUAUAUUGCAAUAAAACCAAUCUUAAAGAUUUAUGCUAUUAUGUUCAUUGGGUUUCUAUUAGCCAGAUAUAAUAUUGUUUCAAUGGAGGUUGCUAGAGGUAUAUCGAAUAUGGUAGUGAACGCAAUAUUACCGUGUUUGACUUUUAAUAAGAUUGUAAGUAAUAUUUCAUGGAAGGAUAUAAAAGUUAUUGGUGUAAUUUUACUUUCUGCAAUUUUAUUAUUUGCUGUAGGUGGUGCCUGCUCAUUAAUAACAAAAUUUAUUACACCAGCACCAAAAUUAUGGUUUUGGGGUUUAUUAUUCGGUGGAAUCUUCCCAAAUAUUUCGGAUUUACCAAUUGCUUAUAUGCAAAGUAUGGGUAAUGGUAUGAUCUUUAAUGAAGAUCAAACUAAUAAAGGUGUUGCAUACUCUUGUAUAUUUUUAUUUGCUCAGAGUUUCCUGAUGAUGAAUUUUGGUAUGUGGAGACUAGUUGGAUUAGAUUUUAAGGAUAUACAAAAAGAUACCGACUCCGACACAGACACAGACACCGAUGCCUGUAUUAUUCGAGAUAUUAAUAGCGAUGAUCAAUUAGAUAGUGAGUCUGAGGGGAAAAAUUCCUCACGAACUUCUCAAGACGGUUCUUCUUUUACUGACUUCCAGAAAAAUUUAAAAUUACCAACUGUUCAUGUUAGUACAAGGUACACACACGAACAGUAUGAUGUACCCCAUCAUAGUGACAUGGAUACAAACUCUGAUGCGUUUGAAUUAUACAGUAUUGACAGUUAUCUUGAUUCCGAAUACGAUGGCGUUGACAACAACGAUAAUAAUAAUAAUAAUAACAAUAAUUAUAUCAAUGAAAAUGCAUCUCCACAACUAGAUCAAGGAGGUUCUAGAAAACAUAUUACUGCAAAAAAAGAUGGCGCACCCCUGUCGUAUUAUGGAAUGAAUAAAAUUGCUCCAGUUAUAUCAUCUCCAGCUGCUCUGAGAACUCAUAAAAUUUCAUUAUCUAAUAACAAGGAACCACAGUUUAAUCUUGCAAGAAAAUUAUCAAUUACAAGAGCAUUAGGGAAAUCUUUGACAAGGACCCAAACUGGGAAAUCCGUGGCAAAUAGUAUGAUAGCAGAAUAUAGUGCAGUACGAAGAAUAAAAUCUGGUCAACUUGAUUUGCAUCGCCCACUAACAUUAACCCAAUAUAUCGGAGAAGAAAACACUUGUUUAGGUUCAAUAUGUGACGAACAAUCGUCUGUAUCACAUGAUAUUGAGAAUAUACCGCAUAGUACGGUGUCACAAAAUACUACUAAUAUUAAUAAUUUAAGCGAGGUUCAUGAAAACAAGAAGAAGACCACACCAAUGAUGAAAAAAAUAAGGAUAAAGCUUUCAAAAUUCAUCAGACGGUAUCAUUUAAGUUGGGUAUCUUAUUUUUUGAUCAAUUGUUUAAGACCUGCAUCCCUGGGUGCAUUACUUGGUAUUAUAUGUGCAUUAAUACCAUGGGUAAAAGCCUGUUUUGUUGAUACAUAUGUCCAUGUUCAUAAAGCGCCUGAUACCCUUCCUGUAUUAAAUUUCGUUAUGGAUUUUACUGAAUAUAUUGGUAAUGCAUGUGUUCCACUCGGUUUACUUUUACUUGGUGGCAUGUUAGCCCGAUUAGAAGUGGAGUCAAUACCUAAAGGUUUUAUCAAGACAGUAAUUAUGCUUACUGCCUGCCGAUUAAUAGUCAUUCCCAUUAUAGGAAUAUUAUGGGCGAAUAAACUUUAUAAUAUGAAUUGGCUUGAUAAUGAUGUCAGUAAAUUUAUUAUGGUGUUAACAUGGUCGAUGCCAAGUGCCACAGCUCAGGUUUAUUUCACAGCAUUUUAUUCCCCUGUGGAAGGCAAACAUGAACAGAUGGACUGUUUGUCUAUAUUCAUCUUAAUUCAAUAUGCGAUGCUCUUUAUCACCUUGUCCUUUGUUGUUACAUAUACUUUAAAAGUUGAUCUUAAGAUAUGA
Messenger RNA from Maudiozyma saulgeensis, 1983 nucleotides. Lineage: Eukaryota; Fungi; Ascomycota; Saccharomycetes; Saccharomycetales; Saccharomycetaceae. The record is from the annotation of a GenBank genome assembly.